AUGAGUGAGAAUGAAGAGGACAGUCCUCUGGGAGAUGAUCCUGAAAAUGUGGAACAAUAUGAGACGUUACUGGAGAUAUUUGAAGAGAGUGUUUUCCAGAUGUCUAGCAAGGAAGAGGCCUACCAGAGCCAGCGCAUGUUAAAAAUGCACAAGAGAGACCCCCUUGGGGAGACAAAGGAUAACUGCAUUCAUCUAGAAAUAGAUGUUGGAGACCUCCACAGCAUCCUUGUCCAUCAAGAAGAUGCUAUAGGGGACGAUCUCUGUGAGUACAGUGAGUGUGAGGUAGUCUUCAGUCAGACCUCAAAUAUUCUGCAGCAUGAAAUAUCCCAGAUAGGAGAAAAACCUCACAAAUGUACCGAAUGUAACAAAGGCUUCAGCUGGCGCUCUGAUUUAGUUAAACACCAGAGAACCCACACAGGUGAGAAGCCCUUCAUAUGCAGUGAGUGUGGGGAAAACUUCAGUGUGAGUUCCCACCUUAUCACCCACAGAAGAGUACACACAGGAGAGAGACCCUACUGUUGCCUUGAAUGUGGGAAAAGCUUCAGCCGAAACUCGCACCUUAGAAAUCACCAGCGAACCCACACUGGCGAAAGGCCCUUUGAAUGCAUGACAUGUGGGAAAAGCUUCAGUGAUUUCUCAACCCUCACUCAGCAUCAGAGAACCCACACAGGUGAAAAACCCUAUAUUUGUUCCAGAUGUGGGAAAUGCUUCAGCCGGAGCUCUCACCUGAGCAGACAUCAGAAAAUUCACACAGGAGAAAAAUCCUUUUUGUGUGCUGAAUGUGGGAAGAGCUUCCAAUAUGAGAUUCACCUCGCCCAGCACUGUAAACUACACCUGGGAUAGAGAGCAGGACAGCUCGUCCUUUGGGCCUGUGAGCAUUGCUGUCCUGCCUUUAAA
Molecule: messenger RNA, 897 nt
Organism: Dromaius novaehollandiae (emu)
Lineage: Eukaryota; Metazoa; Chordata; Aves; Casuariiformes; Dromaiidae
Gene: ZNF697
Product: zinc finger protein 697
Exons: 1
Coding region: 1-843 (280 amino acids)
Source: RefSeq, a predicted model, not a curated record